Aureobasidium musti is the source of this 915-nucleotide messenger RNA. Lineage: Eukaryota; Fungi; Ascomycota; Dothideomycetes; Dothideales; Saccotheciaceae. The record is from the annotation of a GenBank genome assembly.
AUGCCCGACGCUGCUUCAUCCUCAAAACUCGGUCGAGACCUUGCUUUCGUGGGUGGUGGUCAUGGACAGACCAAUGCUUCUAGCACAACUGGUCUUCUGAUCGAUUUAUCCUGGAUGAAUUCAACUAGAAUUCUACACAACGUCACGCUAGGAGAUGUCAAACUAACUACGGCCAUAUCAUAUCAAGGAGGUGCUAUCUGGAAGCAGGUCACAGACUAUACGAAUGGAACAGGCUUCACAGCUGUCGGCGCUCGGGUCGGGAAUGUUGGUGUUGGCGGCUUCUCGACCGGAGGAGGCAUUGGAUCCUUAGCUGGAGCAUAUGGUUAUGCCAUUGACAGGCUUCGAGCGCUUGAAGUUGUCCUGAUGUCCGGAAAGGUCGUACUGGCCACGAAGACCAACCAAUACUCGGAUCUGUUUUGGGCGCUCCAAGGUGGAGGUGGCCAAUUCGGAAUCGUUACUACAUUCUAUCAAGAAGCAAUACCAGAGCCAAGGUCUUCAGAGUUUGGCAUCUGGAUUGUCGCUAGAGACUCGUGGGCACGAGCUCGACAAAACACGGUGAAGUUCUUCGAUUCGAACAACGAUCCUUUCUCGCUCAUGUACUACUCACUUGGUUAUUACCCUGAGCACCUGACAAGUGGAAGUUUGACAAUAACUAUGGUGAUAGUGGGCAUACGGUUUGCAGAUCCUCAUGGCCAAUCAGCCAGCCCACUAUAUUCACAUGGCAACCGAGGAAACGGCACUAGACCAUCUGGAUAUCACACAAAACAGAAAACAUUCAACGAAACAUUCUCUGACCUGCUCGACGGCCUUGUCCUUAAAAAAGCCUCACGUUACAAAUUGCCAUACGGACAAGCUACCGAACUCAGUGCCCCGUUCUUCCCUUAUGGCUAUCGUAGGGGAUUUUGGGGCCCAUAA